Molecule: messenger RNA, 5402 nt
Organism: Wasmannia auropunctata (little fire ant)
Lineage: Eukaryota; Metazoa; Arthropoda; Insecta; Hymenoptera; Formicidae
Gene: Mmp2
Product: stromelysin-3-like
Exons: 12
Coding region: 1607-3487 (626 amino acids)
Biological process (GO): collagen catabolic process; extracellular matrix organization; proteolysis
Cellular component (GO): extracellular matrix
Molecular function (GO): metalloendopeptidase activity; zinc ion binding
Source: RefSeq, a predicted model, not a curated record
CGGACCGAAUUUAAAGCCCCGUCGUUGUUCGAAGUUGUCGGGACCGCCAUCUUCGCCGCCGUUCAUUUCGCGCGUCUCGUCCCGUCUCGUCCCGCGAGCGUCGUCGUUUCGCCCGUCGGAUUCACCGCAUCGGAGCGCGACGGUGACGAUUUAGCCUUUGUCUCGUGCAAGCGCGUCGCGACACCAUUAUUAUGCGUUGAUCUCAUUUUCAUCGCCACGGAAUUCGGAUCGCCCUGCGGCAACGAUCGUCAUUGCACUACCUGCACUUCCCGGCCACCAAGAGCGAAUCUCACAGUAAUGGGAUCACGUGUACCGAUCAAGAGUACCUCUCGUCGCCGAUGCUCGAAUGAUCUGAACUCUAGCCCCCGACUGUGUUGAUCGACAAUGUCGCAUUGCAGACAACGACAAGAAUUUGAUGGGACAAACGACAGCAUCGCGACGAGAAUGCAGCGAUUGGUCGGCGGAUGGACGCGCCAGCCGCUGGAAAGCCCGAAUCCGGAGGAAAGUACGAAGAAGCCGGUAAUCACUGCCAUCGUCGUCAUCGCCGCGGGCGGCGCAGGAGGACUACCGAGUUGACGAAAGUCGGCCGAUUCGCGGGAAGGAAGAGGGAAAGGAAGAAGCGAAGUAAAUAAGCAAGCAGCGAACAGCGCGACGCGAGGCGCGCUCAUCAGUUAAUCACCGUCGUCGCGGUCAGUCGAGAGUACGAAGGAGGAAGACGGGGAAAGAAGUGGGAAAGGAAAAAGGAAGCAGGAGGAGAGCACCGGUGGGAGGAACAAUCUAGUAUAGCGAGGGGAAAAGUCCUCGGCUCGUCACUGGAGACGUAGAUGUUAAACGUAGACGACGUCCGGUCACGCGUCGUCGAUAAAUUCCUAUAAUCGCGAAUCCUGUUCACUCAUCGGCGAACACUGCCUCGCUCGCGCAAAAUACGAAACGUCGAUCGCGACGGCCGCGGCGCGACGUUAUUGUUUCGCGAGUACUUUGAGCAGAUCGACAGAUUUACGCGGCGUGGUGCUUUUUUUUUUUUUUUUUAAUAUACUUUGGUGCUCUCCUCUUGGGAGUAUUCUCGAAGAAACACGAAGUACCAACAAGUAUUUAUAGUUUGGAGAUAAUUCGCGCUUUGCGCGAACACUUCGAAGAGGCACCAAAGAUCAUCUGAAGACGAUUGUUUCGACUGAGAUUAUUCGACGAGAUUUCUCGAACUCCGAUUAUCCUGAACAGAUUUUGUAUCACUCGGUGGAAACCACUCACUUCAAUUCGAUUGCCUCGCGUAUCGAAUCCCGAAAGGAUCCGACAGACCUAUCCGGCGGAAUAUCAAUCUCUGUUCCUACUAUACGCGCGCCUCUAUCAUCCCGAGAGGAGAAACCGAAAUCGCCGGUGGAAUUUUUAUCUUCGUACGAAUAUUCCGCGAAUAUUCCGAAGGGAUUUCAAGAGAGCCCGUUCUCGAUAGCGGUGCGCGAUCCCGGGGGUAAAGUUCGACUUCGAUACAGUGCGGUUUAUCGUUGUUGAGUUUACGUAAAACUUCGGCGCGAAUCUUGUGGAGAGCAAUCGAUCUCUCACCAGUGUUGCAAAUCGUGUUGGUGAUCUUCUUUUCCGGGAAGCUGGACAGAUGUGCUCCGUCGUGAAGAUGAUACGCCACAUAGCCGUCGCCGCCUUUCUCACUGUGCUCGCCAGCGGGGCGCCGAGUUCUUCGAUCAUCUACGCGGACGACAAAGUGCAAAAUUACCUGAUGAGAUUUGGUUACUUACCUCCGACUGAUCUCGAGACAGGAAAUCUGCGGAUGGAGGGUCAACUCAGGGACGCUAUAAAAAAUCUGCAGAAAUUCGGUGGUAUUCCCGUGACGGGUGAGAUCGAUGAGGCGACAAAGAAAUUAAUGAAAGCCAGGAGAUGCGGAUUACCGGAUCAGCCAGAUGCCAGAUUCGCCAAGACGAGGCAUAAACGUUUCACCAUCCACGGACAACAGUGGCCAUAUCGAAAUCUCACCUGGAGCCUGAGAACCGAGCAGCCGAGCGGUCUCGACACGGGCGGGGUUCGGCUGGAGCUGAGUAAGGCCCUCGGUCUCUGGGCCAGGAAUUCGAAGCUCACCUUCCAGGAGAUCAACAGCGACCGCGCCGAUAUUCUGGUCUACUUCCACCGGGGUUAUCACGGGGACGGAUAUCCGUUCGAUGGCAGAGGUCAGAUCCUGGCGCACGCGUUCUUCCCGGGCAAGGAUCGCGGCGGAGAUGCUCACUUCGACGAGGAGGAGAUAUGGCUACUAGAGGACGAGAGCAACGAGGAGGGCACCAGCCUGUUUGCGGUGGCCGCUCAUGAAUUCGGUCAUUCCCUGGGACUGGCGCACAGCUCGGUCCAGGGUGCUCUUAUGUAUCCCUGGUACCAGGGACUGAGCCCCAACUACGAGCUGCCGGAGGACGACCGCCAUGGGAUUCAGCAGAUGUACGGGUCUCCCGAAGGUAAACUGUGGGGCAACAUACCAGGUGGUCCACCGCCAGCGGAGCAACCGCCGCCAACCCCGACAACGACGACGACAACGACGUAUAGGCCUUGGAGGACGAGGCCCACUAGGCCCAAUCACUAUCCGGACGACGGCAGACCUCGGCAACCGGGUCGUUAUCCGCAGAAACCCGACUAUAGGCCGCACAAACCCCAUCGGCAUCACACGACAUGGUCGACAACUACGACGACGACGACGACAACGAUGAGGCCUACGCCGAGGUUUAGACAUCGAUGGACCCCGCCGCAGCGGGACGACGUGCCCGACAAGUGCGACAUGAAUUACGACGCCAUCAGCAUCAUCCGUAGAGAGGUUUUCAUCUUCAAAGGACGAUAUCUAUGGCGAAUAGGCGAUCACGGGAUAUAUGAGGGAUAUCCGGCGGAGAUCACCAGGUUGUUCAAUCUGCCGUCGGACAUCGAUCACGUGGACGCCGUGUACGAGCGACCGAAUAAUAAAAAGAUAGUCUUCUUCAUCGGCCGCGAGUACUACGUCUUCGACGCCAAUCGUCUGGAGCCGGGUUAUCCAAAGCCGCUCACAUAUCUGGGAUUGCCGGCCUCCUUGGAGAAGAUCGACGGCGCUAUGGUGUGGGGCCACAACGAGAGGACUUACUUCUUCAGCGGCUCCAUGUAUUGGAGGUUCGACGAAUCUGUUAAUUACGUGGAACUCGAUUAUCCCAGAGAUAUGAGCAUGUUCGCCGGCGUUGGGAAUGACAUCGAUGCCGUUUUUCAAUGGAAAAAUGGCAAAACGUACUUCUUCAAAGGCAAGGGUUUCUGGGAAUUUGAUGAUCUCAGGAUGAGGGUGGCACACGAGAAACAGAAAUUGUCAGCGCCGGUCUGGAUGGGCUGUUCGCCGGAUGUGGAGACCAAUGACAUUGAGACCAAUCUGCCCAGGAAGUCGGGAAGCAUCAUCUCGGCUUCCGCUAUCGUCGUCACAGGAGAUAUCACGUCGAUAUUUCUCAUGGUUAUUGUGAGCUUCGUCAUGAGGAUAAUAUACGUGUAAAAACGAGAUUAUAAGGCACGUGUCCUUCCAGCUGGCGAUGUACGACGGGGAGCAUUUUCGUAUCUUAUAUGGGAAUUUCGCGUGUGAAAUACGAAUACCGGAAAAUCAACUGGAAUUCUUAAAGCGCGGACGUCGACAGAUCGGUGAACAGGAGACGAAAGACCGCACAUCGAUUGGAGUUUCAAAGGAAUGCCUGCGGCAUCCGUAGGCCAUAGGAAUCGACUUCGUCGCCCUGAGGCUUCCGAUGGAGAGAUCGCGAUAGCAGUACGAACGAAGCUUUAUAAGAAUAAUCGAUCGAACUAAGUCACGAAGCCACGUCUUCAAAGAAUUAGAUAUACGUAUAUUAUCUGAAACAGCCAAUGCGCGCGGCGAAUUAUAAAAUUUUGAAAUACGAUAUUACGAUGAAAAUUUUUUCUAUUAUACCUUUCAUUUACUUUCUAUAUCUCGGUGAUAGAAAAAAAAAGUUAUAUUGACAUUUAAUUUUCUCGUACAAAUACAAAGAGCGCGUGACUUAGAUCGUCAAUCUUGAAAAGACCGCGCCGUUGCGCGCUGCGCAGUAGCAUACAUAUUUUUGUACACUGUCUUUUUAUACGACCGCAUUUACAUACGAAGUAAUGUAAUUAACUUAAAGAGCAACUUUUUUUAUAUCGCAUGACGGAUGAAACGGGUCCUCCGAAGAUGUGAAAGAAAGCCGAGAUUCCGAGGAUAUUUCACGGACAAUCUCGAUAGGGAGAAAUUUACGAACUAUCACUGCCGAAAAUCCAUCCAACGUUUUUUCGAUAUUCUUUUUUACAGCGAUUUUUAAAUCGAGACAGGGAUCCUCAUUAUACACGUCCCUCCUAAGGACCAAUACGCGCCACUGACAAAAAAUUCCGUGAUCGCCUCUUCCAUAAAUUGUGACGCGAUUUAUCAGUUGGAAUCGAAUCGACAAUCUCAAAACGAUAAAAUUAGUCCGAUUCCGACAGAGAGCACAUAUUUUAUAUAAAUAUUGUAUUAAUUAUUGAUACCGUAUAAUUUAGCAAAAGAGAGGACACGGGCAAAACGCAGUGUCGCCAGUUUUGUAAACUGUGAUAUUUAUAUACCGCGCGCGAUCAAAGUGUAGUUAGUGUAAUAUCAAGGAGGUACACAGAAUCAGUCUCGCAGUUUCAUAUACAGCGCCGGUGUAUCUGAAAUGCUUGCAUAAUUUGUUAUAAGCGCCGAUUUCUUCUCAGCAUGAGACACCGAUGGUUUUUUUUAAGCGGAACCGAGGUCUCAAGAGCGGAAAUGAAUAACGAACUUUCACUCAGCAUUUAAUUUUGAGUGGACUUCAGUUCGACAGCAUUUUAUAAGUAAUAGCUCUUUUAUAAAAAAAAAAAUGUAGCUUUCAGUAACCAAGAAUCUAAAUAAUAGAAAAUUGAAAUGUGGAAAGGUGGAGGCUAAUUGAAUUUUCGCAAGGAAGAAACUGACUGCAGUUUUAAUAUCGCGAUAAAGCGACAUUAAAAUCUCUGCGAAGUUUGUAGUAUUUGUAUUUCCAACAUCCACCUCUGUAUAUAUAUAUACAUGAAUAUAUUAUAUAUAAUUAUAUAAUAGUAUAUUGUAAGUCGCGCGUAUUGUGCAGAAUGUACUAUAUGUCCGUGAAGCGCGCAGCAACAAGACGCAGACAAACGGAAGAUAAAUGAUAUAUUUCUUUUUCUCGAUUAACUUGACAAACUCUUAUCUUCUGGCUGGGUAUACCUUUGUUACGGAGAGGCGAACGCAUCACUACGAUGCGGCAGUUUUACUAGGAGGCGAGAACCCCUCCAGUUCUCUGUUUAUUCCAAACUUAAGAGAAAAUCGAUGUAAUGUGCCGAUUAUAUGCUCUAUAUUGUAUUUUAUAUAUUGUCAGUGCUUUAUUUGUGUAUAUACGAAAAUAAAGUGAUCUUACCGAACAAUUCAA